AUGCCUCCUCAAAGUAGAGGUCCGUCACCUGAGCCGCCUAAGCGAACCUUUGCCAAAUCAAACUCCCUUCCCCCGACGUUGAGACCAUACCUCGAGAACCUCCCUUCACCAACUGCUUUGAUUCCAGGAGACCAAAGGACGCCUACCGGUCCACGCAUGAACGUUCCUGAUCGUGAUGGUGCCACUCCCACGCCGACUCCCACUCCCACUCCUCAAAAGAGGCCCCGCUCUACUACUGCUUUCCAGCUCGGCUCUGAUGAGCGGGAGGACAAUGAGCACCAGAUGGACCAACAUUCUGAGGGCGAGCUGGUAGAGAAUGAGGAUGACGUCUCAGGAGUGACCCUGACCGACGACGACUUCGAGUCACACUACUCCCGGCAAGACACGUCGGCGUCAGAAUCAGAGGAUGGCUCUGAGGAGGACGAGGACGAAGACAGUCAAGACAAACAACCCCAAGAUGGCCAUGACAUAUCGCAAAACGGCGCCGCCAGGCCCGGUGGUGUCGUUCCAUCAUCUUCAGAUCGCCCUGAUUUCCUCUCGAGGGUUCGAUCUCUACCGGCUCGCCCACUACCACACCAGUCUCAUGGCUACUCCCCGUCUCACCUGCAGAGCAAUGGCCUCCACACAUCCCAGUCAACGAUAUCACUCCCUCCAGUCCCACCGCCUCUCUAUCCACCCUUCUACAACCGUCCACCAACCCCUCUCCCACCAUCGCCCAGCCUGACCUCUCUGCUCCGCCCACCAUCCCUACUCAACCGCUCUACCACCUCCACACGCCCGACCACCCCAGACUCCUCAGACGUCGAGACUCCCAACGACACCGAGGCAGCCGUUGCACAUUCCGCACGUCGCGCCCACCCCCUACCACCCACAUCCCCGAAAGUUCCCACCUACGAAUACUACGGCUUCGUGCUGUACCUAGCAUCCUCCCUCGCCUUUCUAAUCUACAUCCUCUGGUCAUACUUACCGUCACCAUUCCUCCACGCGCUUGGCGUCACCUACUACCCCAACCGAUGGUGGAGCCUAGCUAUCCCCGCCUGGAUCGUCAUGCUCCUGGUCUUCAUCUACGUCGCCCUACUGAGCUACAACGUCGAGUAUUUAACCCUCCCACUCGCGAGUUUGGAAUGCAUGGUCGACGAGGCCGGGAACGUGGCUGUUGUGGAUGAAUACGGCCGGGUGAGAAAAGGCGGGAGCAAGCGAUUCGUCAAGGAACUCGAAGAACGCGCAAAGUUGCAGAAGGAGAUGGAAUCCAAAGGCAAGGGGAAAGGCAAGGGCAAGGGACGGAAAUCGUCCAACGCCAACGCCAAUUCCAAACAGGCGAAUCGUAACCGUCGCCGUUCGAACAAUAUGGCUGCCAGCGCUAGCCAGCAUCAGUCCCAAAGUCACCCGCGGCAUGACGCGCCACCAGAAAUCCCUGCCCGGUACUCGUCUCCAGCUUCGGCUUCAGCCGGACCGAGACCAGCGGUCCCACAGUACCUCUACUCCGGCCAGCCCGAUUCAGGCUAUUCGUACCAAAGGGGAGGCUACGACAACGGACCAAACCACUAUCAGCCGAGCGACGCCGAGUACCCGAACUGGAGGCUCGUGUGGAACGAGGGCACCGACGCUGUCAUGGACAUCCCCAUUGGCGGUGUAUGCGAGGUCCUCUAUGGCGGGGAUACGGAUAGCGGAACUUUUUGA
Exophiala aquamarina CBS 119918 is the source of this 1680-nucleotide messenger RNA. RefSeq lists its product as uncharacterized. The transcript has a single exon. The record is from RefSeq and is a predicted model, not a curated record. NCBI's taxonomy places the organism in Eukaryota, Fungi, Ascomycota, Eurotiomycetes, Chaetothyriales, Herpotrichiellaceae. The coding region runs from base 1 to 1680 and encodes 559 amino acids.